This is a messenger RNA of Panicum hallii, 1587 nucleotides long. Its product is annotated as nicotianamine synthase 3-like. Lineage: Eukaryota; Viridiplantae; Streptophyta; Magnoliopsida; Poales; Poaceae. The coding region runs from base 94 to 1134 and encodes 346 amino acids. The transcript has a single exon. Gene Ontology annotation, molecular function: nicotianamine synthase activity. Gene Ontology annotation, biological process: nicotianamine biosynthetic process. The record is from RefSeq and is a predicted model, not a curated record.
CUCAGGCCUGAGUGCCAUUGCCAUUGCGGCCAAGCAAACCAAACCUGCUGCAGUCAGUCACAGCUGACGACGAAACCGUGCCCGCCACGCGCCAUGGUCGUCGACAUGGGGAAGAAGGAGGAUGAGCUGGUCCAACAAGCUGUGAAUCAGCAACAAGUCCAGAAGGAGGAGGACGACGACGACGUCCAAGCACUCGUGCACAAGAUCGCCGGUCUCGCCGCGGCCAUCGCCAAGCUGCCGUCCCUGAGCCCGUCCCCCGAGGUGAACGCGCUCUUCACCGAGCUGGUGACGGCCUGCGUCCCGCCCAGCGCCGUCGACGUCGAGAAGCUGGGGCCGGAGCUGCAGGAGAUGCGCGCGCGCCUGAUCCGCCUCUGCGCCGACGCCGAGGGCCUGCUGGAGGCGCACUACUCCGACCUGCUGGCCGCCUUCGAUAACCCGCUCGACCACCUCGCGCUCUUCCCCUACUUCAACAACUACAUCCUGCUGAGCGAGCUGGAGCACGGCCUGCUGGCGCGCCACGUGCCCGGCCCGGCGCCGGCGCGCGUCGCCUUCCUGGGCUCCGGCCCGCUCCCGCUCAGCUCCCUGGUGCUGGCGGCGCGCCACCUGCCGGCCGCGUCCUUCGACAACUACGACAUCUGCGGGGAGGCCAACGAGCGGGCGCGGCGCCUCGUGCGCGCCGACGCGGAACUGGGCGCGCGCAUGGCGUUCCGCACCUCCGACGUGGCCCUGGUGACGCGGGAGCUGGCGUCCUACGACGUCGUGUUCCUGGCGGCGCUGGUGGGCAUGGCCGCCGAGGAGAAGGCGCGCGUGGUGGAGCACCUGGGGCGCCACAUGGCCCCCGGCGGCGCGCUGGUGGUGCGGAGCGCGCACGGCGCACGGGGCUUCCUGUACCCGGUGGUGGACCCGGAGGAGAUCCGGCGGGGCGGCUUCGACGUGCUGGCCGUGCACCACCCGGAGGGCGAGGUGAUCAACUCCGUCAUCAUCGCGCGCAAGCCCGCCGUGCUGGUGGAGGCGCAGGCGCACGCGCACGGGCACGGAGCGGUGCUAAGCCGGCCGUGCCAGUGCUGCGAGAUGGAGGCCCGGGCGCAUCAGAAGAUGGAGGAAGUGACCAGCAUGGAGCAGCUGCCAUCCUAGGCACACUGCUGCAGCUGUGGAUCAUAUCCAACCCAAGAUUAUUAUUGUUGAUCGAUCCAUGGCCAUCAUCAUAUCAUAUCUACUAGCUGUGUGGUGUGUAUCGCUAUCAUCGUAUCGAUCGACAUGCAUGUAUGCGCAGAGCAUGGUAAUAAUCUGCUGGCUGACCGCACGAAUUACCGCGCGUAACUAUUAAUUAGUCUGUGCUUGUGCGAGUGACGAUGGAGGGCGGUUGGUAAUAAUUUGUCUGACUGUCUCUGGGCUGGGUUUGAUUUAGCAGUGGAGAAAAAAGAUGUAUUGUUUGUUUUGGAGCGAUGGCCUUGGUGUCGUUCGAUUCGAUCUGUCCGUCAAAUGAUAGCUACAUAUGCUGCGUUUGGAGCCUGGGCUUCUCCGAUCAGCUAGCUAGCUCAUUGUUUAUUAACUAUGUGUGCUUAAUUACGAUGGUAUUUUUGCGAA